Messenger RNA from Penicillium odoratum, 2451 nucleotides. RefSeq names its product RINT-1 family protein. Gene Ontology annotation, biological process: retrograde vesicle-mediated transport, Golgi to endoplasmic reticulum; endoplasmic reticulum to Golgi vesicle-mediated transport; regulation of ER to Golgi vesicle-mediated transport. Bases 1 to 2451 code for a protein of 816 amino acids. The record is from RefSeq and is a predicted model, not a curated record. Gene Ontology annotation, cellular component: Dsl1/NZR complex. The transcript is spliced from 5 exons. Lineage: Eukaryota; Fungi; Ascomycota; Eurotiomycetes; Eurotiales; Aspergillaceae.
AUGGCGCCAACUACGUCUCUGUCCUCGCACGAGCGGACACGAGUCGAGGAUUAUCUUAAUGAUAAAAUCCAGAUUUCUGCUGACCUUGAAAGUUUGAAUUCGCUGCUCUCAAGCCUCCGCGCGCAGCAAGAGCUCCAGCGCAAGCAGCUAAUAGAUGCGCACGAAGCACUCUCAAAUGCGACCAAAGCAUCCAAUGAACAUGCCGAAGCUACUCGAAAACGUGCCGAGGCAUUCGCGGCGGAGCAGGCGGGCAUCGAUCAGCGGUUGAAGGCGAUCACAAAAUCGGAGACUAGCGAUGAAGCAGUACGGCGACUUGAGAAAAGUAUGGAGAAGCUACAGCGCCUAGAGAUAUCUAAGGGAUACGUGGGAUUAUUGAAGGAGGCCGAAGAGUUGAGCAAGGAAGCUUUAUCCAACAUCUCCUCCGAUCCCCGCGCCGCCUUGAAGCCUUAUUGCCAGCUCCGCAGUAUUGUCGUGUCGCUGAAAGAAGCACAACCUGCUGCCGAGGGCGCUGCGCCCCACCUUAUCGACUAUACAGUGAAACUGGCUUCCGCAUUGAGGGAACAGUUGAAGAAAUUCUUUGGCGAUCAACUCCAGAAGACACUCACAUCCUUGAAAUGGCCAACGCGAGAACUGAACAUCACGGACAAAUUGUUGGAUCAAUGGAGACGUGAUGUUGAGCUCCUGAUUGACCUGCAAACACCAGAACUCCCACACCGUGAUGCAUUGAGCAUCAGCCAGAAGGUUGAACCCCCCGGCCUAUUCCCUCUAGAGGUUAUGGUGCAUCCUUUGGAGCUCCGCUUCAAGUAUCACUUCAGCGGUGAGAAGCCGACAAACAGACUUGACAAGCCGGAAUACUUCCUCUCGCAUGUUUUGGACCUCAUCAGUCAGUUUGGUGGUUUCUUUACUUCAUACUUCCAGCCAAUCCUUAAUGAAAAGGCCCAGUCGGCAGGUGUCAGCUUGGAAUGGAACUUCAAUAAUGCCUUGCAUGCGUUCAUCAAUGCUCUUAUGCCAAUGUUGCGAGAGAAAAUCGACUCCUUCCUCCCACAAAUUUCCGACUAUCCUCAACUGCUCAGCCAUUUUAUCCACGAGCUGAUGAACUUUGACAACGAGAUUCGGGCAACUUGGAACUACUUACCAGAUCCUUACUCUGAUGGAAACUGGAAGGGCAUGACGGGGGAGGUUCUCGCCAAACAGGGGUGGUACGAUCGCUGGCUUCAGGUUGAGAAGGACUUCGCCCUGGCUCGAUACAAAGAUAUCAUCGACACUGCCGACAGUGGUGAGAUUGACUACGAUGGCGUCGAGUUGACCGCAACCAAACCAACCAAAGCUGCAAUUAGAGUCAAUGAUCUUCUCGAAACGAUCACAGAACGUUACCAGCCACUGUCAUCCUUCAGUCAGAAGCUGCGGUUCCUUAUCGAUAUUCAAAUCACAAUUUUCGAUCAAUUUCACGAGCGCCUUUACUCUGCACUGGAGGCCUAUCUUGCGAUGACUUCUACGCUAGGACGGACGGUACGAGGAGCAGACGGACAAGCCAGUGUAGAAGACGUUGCAGGCCUAGAAAGGCUCUGCAGAGUCUUCGGAAGUGCAGAGUAUCUCGAGAAGAAGAUGGAGGACUGGAGCAAUGAUGUUUUCUUUGUUGAACUCUGGUCUGAGCUUCAAGACCGAGUUCGUCAGGGUGGGCAAAACGUGGCGGGCUCCAUGACCGUUGCCGAAGUGGCGGCGCGCACUUCACCGGCAGUCAAUAACAAUGGGGUAUCAAGCCCUCAGACCUCUUCUGACGGUGCGUUGUUUGAUGAAACUGCCUCUGCGUACCGUCGCCUUCGACAACGGUCGGAAACCAUUGUCACCUCCACCUUGACCUCGAACAUCACUACAGUCUUGAAGCCCUACUCCCGUGUAUCUACAUGGGCAACACUUUCCGUUCCCUCAGCUGGUUCAGCAUCUUCUCCUUUAUCCCUAUCAUCUGACCUUGCACACGCAAUGCGCACGUUGUCUUCCCAACUUGCCUUUCUUUCCAAAGCCCUAGGUGUGGCGCCUCUCCGAAGAGUAACCCGCCAGCUUCUCCUCUCUAUACAGACUUAUAUCUGGGAUCAUGUCCUGACUAGGAAUACCUUUUCCACAGCUGGUGCAAACCAGUUAGUCAGUGAUGUCGAACAAAUAUGCAGCGUGGUUGACAACACCCUUGGCGUGGCUGGCCAUCCAGGUGGCUCGUUGUUGAUCAUGAAGAAGCUCAACGAGGCUCUGCGUCUUUUGAAUCUGAGUCCGUCAACCACUAAUUCCGAUGAGGCGGCAAAUACGUCCAAUACCGUGCUAGGCCUGUGGGAUGUGGAAAGUAGACUUUUCAAGGACAACGAGAGUGCUCGUGCUGUUCUUGUCGAGCUUGAGAUUGAUGCAUUGACUGAGGCUGAGGCUCGAUCUGUGCUGGGUCGCAGAGUAGAGGUCGGCAGCUAG